Strigops habroptila (Kakapo) is the source of this 3618-nucleotide messenger RNA. It is a transcript of the gene AHCYL1, whose product is annotated as adenosylhomocysteinase like 1. Lineage: Eukaryota; Metazoa; Chordata; Aves; Psittaciformes; Psittacidae. The transcript has 17 exons. The coding region runs from base 295 to 1875 and encodes 526 amino acids. Gene Ontology annotation, biological process: L-methionine cycle. Gene Ontology annotation, cellular component: cytosol. The record is from RefSeq and is a predicted model, not a curated record.
GACGUCACGGCGUCACGCCCCUGAAACCGAGAGCAGCGGCGGCCGCAGUCCCCGCCGCAGCGCGGUAGCCGAGCCGAGCCGAGCCGAGCCGAGCCGAGCCGAGCCGAGCCGAGCCGAGCCGAAGCCAGCCGAACAGAACCGAACCGAGCCGAGCCGAGCCGAACGCAGCCGAGCCGAAGUGAGCCGAAGCGAGCCGAAGCGGAGCGCUCCGCCUGCCCGCCGUGCCCCGCUUCGCCCGGUACCGCGGGCGGCCGCGGCCCGCUCCGCCGCCGCUUCCUCCUCCUUCCCCUCACGAUGUCGGUGCUGGAGCCCGCCGGCGGCGAGGAGGUGAAGCAGGCCAAGGAGGUGGAGGACGCCGAGAAGUAUUCCUUCAUGGCCACCGUCACCAAGGCCCCCAAGAAGCAAAUCCAGUUUGCAGAUGACAUGCAGGAGUUCACCAAGUUCCCAACCAAGACGGGCCGUCGCUCCCUGUCCCGCUCCAUCUCCCAGUCUUCCACUGACAGCUACAGCUCCGCUGCGUCCUACACGGACAGCUCUGAUGAUGAGGUGUCCCCCCGAGAGAAGCAACAAACCAACUCCAAAGGCAGCAGCAACUUCUGUGUGAAGAACAUCAAACAGGCCGAGUUUGGGCGCCGGGAGAUCGAGAUCGCUGAGCAAGACAUGUCUGCUCUGAUCUCCCUCAGGAAACGAGCUCAAGGGGAGAAGCCUUUGGCUGGAGCUAAAAUCGUCGGCUGCACGCACAUCACAGCCCAGACUGCGGUGCUGAUCGAGACGCUGUGUGCCCUGGGUGCCCAGUGCCGCUGGUCUGCCUGUAACAUCUAUUCCACCCAGAACGAAGUGGCGGCCGCCUUGGCAGAAGCUGGUGUUGCUGUGUUUGCCUGGAAGGGGGAGUCGGAGGAUGACUUCUGGUGGUGCAUUGACCGCUGUGUUAACAUAGAUGGCUGGCAGGCCAACAUGAUCCUGGAUGAUGGUGGCGACCUGACCCAUUGGGUUUAUAAGAAAUACCCCAGUGUCUUCAAGAAGAUCCGAGGGAUCGUGGAGGAGAGCGUGACCGGCGUGCACAGGCUGUACCAGCUCUCCAAGGCUGGGAAGUUGUGUGUCCCAGCCAUGAAUGUGAACGACUCUGUCACCAAACAGAAGUUUGACAACCUGUAUUGCUGCCGGGAAUCCAUCCUGGACGGCCUGAAGAGGACCACGGAUGUGAUGUUUGGAGGGAAGCAAGUGGUGGUUUGUGGUUAUGGGGAGGUCGGCAAAGGCUGCUGUGCUGCUCUGAAAGCCCUGGGAGCCAUCGUCUACGUCACGGAGAUCGACCCCAUCUGCGCCCUCCAAGCCUGCAUGGAUGGAUUUCGGGUGGUGAAGCUGAGUGAAGUGAUCCGUCAGGUGGAUGUUGUCAUCACCUGCACAGGAAACAAGAACGUUGUGACCAGGGAGCACCUGGAUCGCAUGAAGAACAGUUGCAUUGUGUGCAACAUGGGCCACUCCAACACAGAGAUCGACGUGACCAGCCUGCGGACCCCGGAGCUCACCUGGGAGCGGGUCCGUUCCCAAGUGGAUCACGUCAUCUGGCCGGACGGGAAGCGGGUGGUGCUGCUGGCUGAGGGCCGGCUUCUCAACCUGAGCUGCUCCACGGUUCCCACCUUUGUGCUCUCCAUCACGGCCACCACUCAGGCUCUGGCUCUCAUUGAGCUCUACAACGCUCCCGAGGGCCGUUACAAGCAGGACGUGUACCUGCUGCCCAAGAAGAUGGAUGAGUACGUGGCCAGCUUGCAUCUGCCUUCCUUUGAUGCCCACCUCACAGAGCUGACGGACGAUCAGGCCAAAUACCUGGGACUCAACAAGAAUGGGCCUUUCAAACCCAAUUACUACAGAUACUGACGGACCAUACAUGAAGGACCAGACCACACAAGGCAACAUUAGAGAGAUUAUUUUUAAAGAUCAUUUUUAUUUGGGUUGACUUUUCUUUUUUUUUUUCUUCCCUUUUCGUUCUGGUUUUGUUUUUUUAACCAACAAAAGAACCUGGUUUUACAUUUACCAAUGUGAUUUUUAAGGUCACUUUUUCUUCCCUCCCUCCUUCCCUCCACCAGUUUUGCCCUUUUAUGUGCUCACAUCUCUGAUCUUAGCAGAUAACCUGGGAUUUGCUUCUUGCUUUCAUGUGGCUGAAGCCACUUGGUGGCUCCUGGGGAGGGUUUUUCCCUUUCCUGCUCAUUCCUGCAGCGAUGGUUCUGAGUUUUGGGGGGGGGGGGGUAUUUGUCACCUUUCCAGCCCGUGUUACUCUCAGCGGGGGCCCUGCAGAUCCGGAGAUGCUCUUUUACCUGUUACCUUUUGUUCCUUUCUUUGUGUGGAUUAUCUGCAACUUCUAAAUUGCCUUAAAGAGCCCAGUUUUAGCUGCUAGAUCAAUGCUCCGAGCGCUGCUUGGGAGCAGAGUGGCGCCUGCUGGCCACCUCCAGGCUGGGUGCCUGGCUCCAAAGCCUGUCCUUUGUGCCGAGGUGGCUUUGGUGAGGGGGGGAGGUCACCGUUUCAGGGUGCUAAUCUGAAUUCGGAUGGGGGGUUGCUUUAGCCAGCAUUACCCUCAUCUCUCCUAGGGUUUUUCAUGGUGGUUUUUAGCCAAACUGCACCUUAAUUGAGUUAAACCCAGGGUUUGGUUUGGUUUUUCUUCCGCUUUUCCUUUCGGAUCCUUAUUACAGAGAUGGUUUGGAGGGAGGAGGGAAAGCAUCAGGGAUGCGGCCCCAAGAAGCAUGGGGGGGGGUUGAAGGGUGGCUGGUGGGGUUUAUUGGGGGGUGUUUCUGGUUUGAGCUGGCCACAGACUGAGCCCUCUGCUCCCCAUCGCUGCCCCUGCCCUCGCGCAGUGCGUUUCCCCCGCUCUCCUUCAUCCCCUUCCUCAUCCUCUCCGGUGACAUCUCUCUCUUCUCCAUCUCUUGCAGCUUGUCCCGGGGAGGGGGGAGGAAGCUCCUUGCAGCCCCGGUGAGGUUUCUCUUGGCUUUUUUUUAUCCUCUUUUGUGGGUUUCCCCCCAGCCACGGAGGGAAGGAGGAUCCCGGCUGCCGGCAUCUCCCGGUACAUGGAUAAUGGAGAUGCUGCUCCUUCGCCUCCAGCCACCCCGGUGCUGGGUCCCUCCUUGGGGCUUUGCAGGUUUUGGGGUGCAACGCUCCUUUGUGGGGAUGGGAGGAAAAGGGGAGGGAUGCUCAUGGCUCGGAUCACCCUCUUCUUUUCCUCUCCACCUCCUUGUCCUUUGAUUAUUCUUUCUCAGCCUCCCUCUUCUCUUCCUGGACUUGGGCUUCACUUGCCUCAAAGGGUCCCUUCCACCAUCCCGCAGCCUUCCCGCUGGGAUGGAUUCCUGCAGGGAGGGACUGGGAUCAUUCCCCCUUUCCCUGUGUGGGGAUCCCUGCACCUGGGGGGGGCACAGCCCCCCGUUUCCCCCUCCACGUUAGGGUCGAACCUUGGCUCCGUAAGGGCUCCAUCUCUAUAAGCCAUGUCACAGGGGGAGCCUGGGGCUGGCGGUGGCAGCGUCGGGCCGGGAGAGGUUUAUUUUGUAUAUGAAUGAUUUUUAAUGAAUGCAAUAUUAAUCCUUGCAGAUGAGCAAUAAAUCAUUAAAGUCUAAUUAAACUAUUAGGAAAAACGAA